Pelobates fuscus (common spadefoot toad) is the source of this 7245-nucleotide messenger RNA. RefSeq names its product coiled-coil domain containing 88A (gene CCDC88A). Gene Ontology annotation, molecular function: dynein light intermediate chain binding; microtubule binding. The coding region runs from base 442 to 6054 and encodes 1870 amino acids. Gene Ontology annotation, cellular component: centrosome; cytoplasm. The record is from RefSeq and is a predicted model, not a curated record. The transcript has 33 exons. NCBI's taxonomy places the organism in Eukaryota, Metazoa, Chordata, Amphibia, Anura, Pelobatidae. Gene Ontology annotation, biological process: cytoskeleton-dependent intracellular transport; cytoplasmic microtubule organization.
UUGGAGUUCCUCUCCUUUUUCUCCCACUUUUCUCCACUCCCCCUGUUUCUUCACAUCCUCCCCUUUUCCCAGUGUUCUGCUGAAGCCUCCCCCUUUCCCAGCCUCCAGAUGAUGCCUCCCCCCUUGUACUGCAUGCAGACCCCUGCCUAGCAGCACCUCUGCAGAGACAGGAGGGAGGGGACCAGAGCCACAAUCAGAAUCACAAUGUAUCUUAUUUAUUAAGGGCUCUCUCGCUUCAACCUUGGCUGAUUUCCACAAGUGUUUGCAAUUCUGGGGUAUAUUUUCUAUUUUUCUUGAUUUUUGCAUUUUUAUUGUUCCAAAUGGCAUUACCACAUCCUGGAGCCUGGAUACGUCUAUUGGAUAAGGAAUUCUAGCGGUUUUCACUUCCCUUCAUGAUUUAAAUCCAGGGGAAACAAAAAAAAAUAAAGGAUUUUAGAGAAAAUGGAGAACGAAAUAUUUGCUCCAGUCCUGGAAAAUUUUCUGUCCAGUCCUCUGGUGAUCUGGAUUAAGACCUUUGGAGCCCUGGUAAAAGGCAAUGGGACCCUGCUAGAUGAAUAUGUGGCUCUGGUGGACGGUGUGUUCCUCAAUGAGGUCAUGUAUCAGAUAAAUCCUAAAGCAGACAAUCAGAGAAUUUAUAAAAAGAUCAACAACGAUGCUUCCCUCAGGAUACAAAAUUUAUCUGUGCUGGUGAAACAAAUCAAAUCAUAUUAUCAGGAAUCUUUACAACAGUUGGUUAUGAUGACUCUGCCAAACGUUUUAGUUAUUGGAAAAAAUCCAUUUUCUGAACAAGCUACGGAAGAAGUGAAGAAACUUCUCCUCCUGAUGCUGGGUUGUGCAGUACAGUGUGAAAGAAAAGAAGAAUUUAUUGAAAAAAUACAGAACUUGGAUUUUGACACAAAGGCCGCAGUUGCCGCUCAUAUUCAAGAGGUGACGCACAAUCAGGAAAACGUGUUUGACCUGCAACUAAUGGAUGCAGCAGAUUUGUCUCCAGAAGAUGUAGAUUCUCUUCUUAAAAGCACUGCAUUCCAUUUAAAAAGGCUAGUCGAUGAGCGGGAUGACCAGUCAGAGACCAUUAUCGAGCUCGCAGAGGAGAGGGACUCUCUCCACUUCGCACCUCUGUCUACAUCAGCACAGUCUCCGUCAGGAUCCCCAGGAAUGAGACGCACAGAGAGCAGACAGCACCUGUCAGUAGAACUGGCGGACGCCAAAGCUAAAAUAAGACGCCUGAGGCAGGAGCUAGAAGAAAAAACAGAGCAAGUUUUGGACAGUAAGCAGGAAGCCGCACAACUGGAGGCAGAGCUAAAACGACUUCAACAGGAGAAUAUGAAUUUACUUGGAGAUGCUCGGUCUGCAAGAGUUUACCGAGAUGAAUUAGAUGCACUCAGGGAAAAGGCUAUCCGAGUGGAAAAGCUUGAAAGUGAAGUGAAUCGCUAUAAAGAGAGAAUGCAUGACAUUGAAUUUUACAAGGCUAGAGUUGAGGAAUUGAAAGAAGACAAUCAAGUGCUUUUGGAAACCAAGUCAAUGUUAGAAGACCAACUGGAAGGUGCACGAGCCCGAUCGGAUAAACUACAUGAGUUAGAGAAGGAAAACUUACAGUUUAAAGCUAAAUUUCAUGACAUGGAGAUGGAGCGGGACAUGGACAGAAAAAAAAUUGAAGAACUUAUGGAGGAAAACAUGUCUCUGGAAAUGGCCCAAAAACAAAGUAUGGAUGAGUCUUUACAUCUUGGCUGGGAGCUGGAACAGCUAUCUAAAACCAGUGAUCUCCCUGAAACUCCACAGAAAUCCCUUGGACACGAGGUGAAUGAGCUCACGUCAAGCAGACUUCUGAAGCUGGAGAUGGAGAACCAAACUCUGCUGAGUACUCUGGAAGAACUCAGAAGCACAGUGGGUUCCACAGAAGGCACGAAUGCAAAGAUCCUGAAAAUGGAGAAAGAAAACCAAAGACUGAACAAAAAGCUUGAAAAACUAGAGGCUGAAUUAUGUCACGAGAGGCAAAGCAUUCAGAGCAGCCACAAUCUGAGUGAUGACCUCAUGAAAGAAAAAUCACAGCUAGAAAAAACCAUAGAGAUGCUUCGUGAGAACUCUGAGAGACAGAUCAAAGGCCUAGAGCAAGAGAACGAGCAUUUGAAUCAAACCAUCGCUUCCUUGAGACAGCGUUCCCAAAUUGGGGCAGAGGCGAGGGUCAAGGAUAUUGAAAAGGAAAAUAAAAUUCUGCACGAAACCAUUAAAGAGACAAGUGGCAAAUUAAACAAGAUAGAAUUUGAAAAGAAGCAAAUCAAGAAGGAUCUGGAACAUUUCAAAGAGAGAGGUGAGAAAGCGGAGGAACUGGAAAAGGACUUGCACAGAGUACAAAAAGAAAACGAACAUUUGCAAAAAAAGAUAACCAGCUUAAAUAUAAUCUGUGAAAAGACAGAGUCUUUGGAGCACGAAAACGUAACCUUAGAAGUUGAAAACCGAAAGCUAAAAAAGACUUUGGAUAGUUUAAAGAAUCUUAAGUAUCAGAUGGAGUCACUGGAGAAAGAAAACGGUCAACUUGAAGAAGAAAAUUUAGAUUUACGGAGAGCUGUAGAAUCUCUGAAGAGCACAAAUAUCAAAGUAGCUCAAUUACAACUGGAAAACAAAGAGCUGGAAAAUGAGAAGGAGCAGUUAAGGAAAUCGAUGGACCUCAUGAAAGCAUCUUGCAAGAAAACCGAGCGUUUAGAAGUUAGUUACCAAGGGCUGGACACCGAAAACCAAAGGCUGCAGAAGGCACUGGAAAACAGCAAUAAAAAGAUUCAACAGCUGGAAAAUGAACUGCAAGAACUAGAAUCGGAAAAUCAGACCUUGCAAAAGAAUCUGGAGCAGUUAAAGAUCUCGAGUAAGCGGCUGGAGCAGCUGGAGAAAGAGACCAAACUUCUGGAGCAGGAGACUUGCCAAUUAGAACGCGAUAAAAAGCAGUUGGAAAAAGAGAACAAGAGACUGCGUCAACAAGCAGAAGUUAAAGACACAACCCUGGAAGACAACAAUGCCCAAAUAUCGAACUUGGAGAGAGAAAACAAGUUGCUUUCUAAGGAAGCGGUCACCUUCAAAGAUUCGUGUGCAAGGCUGAAGGAGCUAGAGAAGGAAAACAAGGAACUUGUAAAAAGAGCUACGAUCGAUAAGAAAACCCUAGUCACCUUAAGAGAGGAUCUGGUGAAUGAAAAGCUGAAAACACAACAGACAAAUAACGACCUUGAAAAACUAGCACACGAACUGGAGAAGAUUGGGUUAAACAAAGAGCGCCUCCUUCAUGACGAACAGUCUACUGAUGACAGCAGAUAUAAGCUUUUGGAGUCAAAAUUAGAAUCAACCUUGAAGAAAACUCUUGAAAUCAAAGAGGAAAAAAUUGCAUCUCUUGAAGCUAGAUUGGAAGAGUCGACAAAUUUCAACCAGCAACUUCGUCAAGAACUUAAAACUGUGAAAAAGAACUACGAAGCACUUAAGCAAAGACAAGAGGAGGAACGACUAGUUCAGAGUUCUCACAGGCCUGAAGACGAGCAUAUGCCUGUGACGAAAUGGGAGAGGGAGAGUCAGGAGACCACGAGGGAGCUUCUGAAAAUCAAGGAUCGCUUAAUAGAAAUUGAGAGAAAUAAUGCUACUUUGCAGGCAGAGAAGCAAGCACUGAAAACACAGCUGAAACAACUGGAAAACCAAAAUGACAAUUUACAAGCACAAAUUUUGACCCUUCAGAAGCAAGCAAUUUCCUUACAGGAGCAGAAUACAACUCUUCAGACACAGAAUGCUAAACUGCAGGUUGAAAACUCAACUCUUAAUUCGCAGAGCACAUCACUUAUGAACCAAAAUUCCCAGCUCCUUAUCCAGCAGUCUAGCUUAGAAAAUGAAUAUGAAUCUCUUGUGAAAGAACGAGAGGAGCUGAAGUCAAUGUACGAUCUGUUGGUUAAAGACCACGAGAAACUGGCACACGUGCACGAAAGUCAAGCGUCAGAGUACGAAUCUCUUAUCUCCAAGCACGGCAGCCUUAAAUCUGCACAUAAAAAUCUGGAAGUGGAACACAAAGACCUCGAGGACAGGUACAACCAGUUGCUCAAACAAAAAGGCCAAUUAGAGGAGCUGGAAAAAGCCCUUAAACUGGAGCAGGGAAAGAUGCUACAGGAAAAUAAACAACACGAAAUGUUAUCCUCGGACUACCAGAGACUUACAGAGGAACAUGAGAGGCUAAACCAUACCUACAGACAGCUCUUGCGAGAGAAUGAAAGUCUCCAAAGUGACCAUAAAAACAUGAAAAGUUUGCUAAACAACGGUAAACUGGAACAGACCAGGUUGGAGGCUGAAUUUUCCAAACUAAAGGAACAAUAUCAACAACUGGAUAUAACGUCCACUAAACUCAAUAACCAAUGUGAGCUUUUGAGCCAGCUGAAGGGAAAUUUGGAAGAAGAAAACCGGCAUCUCUUAGAUCAGAUACAGACAUUAAUGUUGCAGAAUAGGACCUUGCUGGAGCAAAACAUGGAGAGCAAAGAUCUUUUCCAUGUUGAGCAAAGACAGUACAUAGAUAAAUUGAACGAGCUUCGCCGUCAGAAAGAAAAACUAGAAGAGAAGAUCAUGGACCAGUACAAAUUCUAUGAGCCAUCUCCUCCAAGAAGAAGAGGAAACUGGAUAACGCUAAAAAUGAGAAAGCUAAUCAAGUCUAAGAAAGAUGGCAAUCGAGAACGUCUGAGGUCGCUCACACAUGCACCUUCUCGUUCGGAGUCCAGCGAAGGGUUCCUACAGCUUCCUCUGCAAGACAGCCAAGAUAGUUCAUCUAUUGGUUCAAAUUCUCUCGAGGAUGGACAUCCACUCGGUGCCAAGAAGAGCAGCAUGGUUGCUCUGAAAAAGCUGCCUUUUAUGAGGAACAGACCGAAGGAAAAAGACAAAAUGAAGGCUCUCUACCGCCGCUCCGUGUCCAUGAAUGACCUGGUGCAGUCCAUGGUCCUGGCAGGUGGACAGUGGACAGGUAGUGCUGAGAAUCUGGAGGGUCCUGAUGAUGUUGCUACCGGGAAAAGGAGAAAUGAUUUGGGAUCUAUGGCCUUCUCCACAACCGCUAUCAACUUUUCAACUCUCAACCCGUCCAUGGGAUUCAGACCCAAGCUGAUACCUAAAAGUAAAGAUGGGACUUCCUACGAAGAUGUCAGUGUCCAUGGCGUGAACGAUGAUUCCUAUACUGUUACUACACUGCCAGCUCCCAGGCCAUCCAGCCUUGAUAGUGGCAGGACAUCAUAUAGUAAUAGCAAUAAUAAUGCCUCAAUCCAUGAAGUUACAGCAGGCGCAAUACUAAACCAGACUAGGUCUCAAAGCCAUAACAGCGGAGACUUCAACCUGCAUCACGAUCAAGAAGUCUUUUCCAACAGCAACAGUCCAGUCCAGUACUUUGGCCAUCGCUUAAAAAAGAGUGCCGUGUCUAGUCCUAUGCUGAAACUAAAGUCCUAUGACAACCCCGAGAGCCUCACCCUGUCCAAACACAGGCUCAGUUCUCCAGGAAGUGAGAUGGUCUCUCUUAAGCAGUUUUUAGAGGAAAGCAACAAACUCACUGUAAGUCAGAUCCGGUCUGGGAGCCAGGAAAACCUUCUGGAUGAAGUUAUGAGGAGUCUGUCUGGCUCUGCGGAAUCGGCAGGAUUCCAAUCUCCCACACAGCUGUCUCCUGGCAUUUCGCUAGGUGAAAGAAAGACUGGUAAACCAGAGCAAUGCGUGCGACCUAACCCUCGCAAGGCAGAGGACACUCGAUUCACAUUCCCACCCACAGUCAAUACACAAUCCUCGGAUGAACAUUAUGCACUCACACAUGGGGCUGGAUCGACUCAAAAGCAAACAAAAGAUUCCAAUCCCUAUGCAACCUUACCCCGUGCAAGCAGUGUUAUCUCUACAGCUGAAGGGACAACUCGGAGAACAAGCAUUCAUGAUUUUUUAUCCAAAGACAAUAGGUCACCAAUAUCAGUUGACCCAUCACCAACAACAGAGGAUGCCCCAUCCUUAUUGAAUGUGGAGGCAACACAAGAAAUCAGGCUAUCAAAAAGCAGGUCUAGAGAACAGCAAACCCCUUAAUUUAGUCAGCCAGUUCAAGUGAUAUACCAAGUGAGAGAAAAGUGUCCUUCAAUUUGUCAUUGAGAAGUUUUUGUUUCUGAAGUAGCAACGCGUCCAAGCCUCUGAAUGCCAAUCAGAGAACUUAAUUGCAGAGCUCCACAGUAGAGCUUGGAAGUCUUUCAAACUUUCUUUCCUUGAAUCAAGGAGUUCUGCUGGAGUGAAAAUCAAAAUAAAUACAUAAACCAGAGACGUCUUAAAGUGUUUCCUGCAUUUUGCACUGGGAAAAUGUUCGGCAGUCCUGCUCAGGACGGACUGUGUGUUUGAGGACCUGCAUUCCCUUAUGAACUAAUCCUUUCUGGCUUCUGAUCAUUGGCUUAAAGUAGUUGCACCAAUUUCUUUUUUUAUUCUAAGAACAAGAAGAAAAAAAAAAUGUCUUGCUUUUUUAAAUUUUUUUUAUUUUUUUUUGCAAAAUCAAAGCUUCCUGGCAUAAUCACUGCCUCAUGUGAUUCACAUAUAUAUUGCAUGUAGAUGCAUUAAAAUAAAAACGUAUGCUGCGCUUACGAACGUUGAAAUCACAAGUCUACGUGCUUGGUUCCAGCCACAGACACACUCAUGCUUUGUGAUAUUUGGCACCUUUUAACGUUUUGUACCUACGUGUAAGUAGGUAACAGUAUUAUGGAUUUUGGGUUCCACUCCUCCUGAGAGGCACCAUGCCAAGUGCCACUGUUGUUUUGGCACAUUUUGCCUCUAGCAUUAAUAUUAGGCUCUUCAUAUAUACCGUAUAACAAGAUCUUACCGUGUUUAUUCCAUUAGACUUUUAAUCCAAGAACAUUUUACAGAACUUUACAAAUGACAAUGAUGUUCCUGCACUGAAAAUGUUAGUGAAUGGGGGAAAGAAACAGAGAAUCGAUGUAUGGCGUACGUGUCCUCCUCCUGGGCACGUAAUAAGCAGUCUUUAUCUUGUCACAACGACGGAUGUCAGUGUGUUUUUAUCUAAUGGGAAUCCAUGUUUUAAAUUGGUUAACCAGUUUUGGUUAAAAGGUGAGUGUGUUUUCAUAAUUUGGGUGUGUUGAACUUUACUGUACGAUAUUGUUUCAGUGGCAAAAAUGGAUCUUAAUUUAAACCGUUAUGUCUUUUAAUUAUUUCCCAUGUGUUUGCUUAUUGGUUCUUGCAGGACAAUGUACAUAACUGCAUUUAAGACAACAAAAGACG